ACGUCGCGGCGAUCGGAAGCAAAAUACGGAGAAGGUCCCUCGGUUUCGCACACAUUCCAUAGGAACACACACACUAGCGUCGCAGUGUGUCGGAGAGUGUCCGCGUCGCGUGUAAAUCGGGCGUGCGUGUGCGUGUGGCCACCCUGUGCCGUCGUCGGGAGUUUCCUCCAAAUUUGAGCAAGUGUGUGCAGUGCUUUAUUUUUAAUUCACAACCUGCGAAGCGGUUGUUCUUUGGGAAGCUGAACCAGUGGCCAAUGCACUGCUAAAAGUGGUUCCAGGAUAUGCAUUUAGCAAUAGGAUUUGCAGUGGCAGCUCUAGGGCUCCUGGGCUGUUUGCUGCCUUCGACCAGAGCAGAGUACUACCAGAAGGACUCCUACUCGGAGUACAACUGCAACGAGCCGCUGCUGGAGUAUGCCAAAUUGACGGCCACAUCACAGCUUCGGGAACGAGGCCCGGAAAAUGCUCACCUGAACGCUCGCUCGGCAUGGACACCGGUCGAGAAUACCUACUUCCACUUCCUGACCAUCGACCUGGGGGGUCGGAAGAUGGUGCGGAAGAUUGCGACGGCUGGCCGCGCCACGACGAGUGAGUGCGUCACCGAGUACAUCGUCCAGUACUCGGACGACGGUGAAAUAUGGAAGUCGAUCACGGACAGUGGCGGCGAGGAGCAGCUCUUCAAGGGUAACAAGGAUGGCGAUUCGGUGCGCCACAAUUCAUUCGAAGUGCCAAUCAUUGCCCAGUGGAUCCGGAUCAACCCGACCCGGUGGCAGAAUCGAAUCUCGCUGCGUGUCGAACUCUACGGAUGUCACUAUGAAUCUGAGAACGUGUACCUAAACGGGACCGGCCUGAUCCGGUACGAUCUAUUGCGGGAUCCGGUGGCGGCGACGCGUGAAACGAUUCGCUUCCGCUUCAAGACGGCCCAGGCUAACGGUAUUCUGCUCUAUUCGAGGGGUACCCAGGGCGAUUACUUCGCGCUGCAGAUCAAGGACAAUCGGAUGGUGUUGAAUGUGGAUCUGGGUUCCGGGGUGAUGACAUCGCUCUCGGUUGGAAGUCUGCUGGACGACAACAUUUGGCACGACGUGGUCAUCUCCCGCAAUCGAAGGGAUAUCAUGUUCAGCGUCGAUCGGGUGAUCGUCGAGAAGAAGAUCAAGGGAGAGUUCGAUCGGUUGAACUUGAACCGAGCGAUCUACGUUGGAGGAGUACCAAACUUGCAGGAAGGAUUGAUCGUGCAGCAGAACUUCACAGGUUGUAUUGAGAAUCUUUAUCUGAAUGCUACAAACUUCAUCCGAGAGAUGAAGGAAGCUUUCUACGAGGGUGAACAUCUGCGUUACUUGAAGGUUCACGUUACGUACAAUUGUCCGGAGCCGCCAAUAAGCCCGGUGACCUUCCUGACCCGUGGGUCUCAUGCCAAGCUAAAGGGAUACUACAGCGUCAAGCAGCUGAAUGUGAGUUUUUCGUUCCGGACAUACGAAGAAAAGGGUCUGAUGUUGCAUCACGAUUUCAUCCGAGGCUCGGUGCGGGUAUUUCUGGAGGACGGCAAAGUGAAGGUGGCUCUGAAAACGGUGAAUGAGGAACAUGUGCGGCCCACAAUCUUGGACAACUACGAGGAGCAGUUCAACGACGGCAACUGGCACUCGCUGAGUUUGGCCAUCAAACCCAACAGCAUGAUCCUGAGCAUAGACGAACGACCGAUGGAGACUGUCAAGCUUUUUGCUACAGAAGAGUCAGGAUCGAACGGAACCAGACAACUGAGUGUCCAAACGGGAGAGCUGUACUACAUCGGCGGAGGCAAAUCGAAGGAUGGAUUUGUGGGUUGCAUGCGAACCAUCAUCAUCGAUGGGAACAUCCGACCUCCCUCGGACUGGAAGGAGGAUGAGUAUUGCUGCAAAGGGGAGAUGCUGUUCGAUGCGUGUCACAUGAUCGAUCGAUGCAAUCCUAAUCCGUGCAAGCACAGCGGAGUUUGUAAGCAGAAUUCUAUGGAGUUCACCUGCGAUUGUGCUGGCACUGGAUAUGCCGGAGCUGUCUGUCAUACUUCGUUGAACCCGUUGUCUUGCCAGGCAUACAAAAAUGUGAAUGUGGUACAGUCGCGUACCACUAUCAACAUAGACGUCGAUGGAAGUGGACCGUUGGCGCCGUUCCCGGUGACCUGCGAGUUUUACACGGAUGGCAGAGUUAUUACGGUGUUGAGUCAUAGUUCGGAGCAUACGACCCGAGUCGACGGGUUUGCGGAGCCCGGUUCUUUCGAGCAGAAUAUUAUCUACGAAGCCGAUUUGCCACAGAUUGAGGCACUUCUGAAUCGAUCGCAGUCCUGCUGGCAGAGAUUGAACUACGCUUGUCGAUCUUCGCGUUUGUUCAACUCGCCCUCGGAGGCAGAAAGCUUCCGGCCUUAUUCGUGGUGGAUGUCGAGACACAAUCAACCGAUGGACUAUUGGGCUGGUGCUCUGCCCGGAUCCCGAAAGUGCGAGUGUGGUAUCUUGGGUACCUGUGUUGAUCCUACAAAAUGGUGUAACUGUGAUUCGAACAGUCUGGAGUGGCAGGAAGAUGGUGGAGAGAUUCGUGAGAAAGAAUUUUUACCCGUGAAGGCUUUGCGAUUUGGAGACACGGGUACACCGGUUGAUGAGAAAUUGGGUCGCUACACUUUGGGUCCGCUGAAGUGUGAAGGAGAUGAUCUGUUCAAUAAUGUUGUAACCUUCCGUAUCAAGGACGCCACGAUAAACCUUCCACCGUUUGAUAUGGGUCAUUCGGGUGAUAUCUACUUCGAGUUCAAGACAACUAUCGAAGAUGCAGUAAUACUGCACGCCAGAGGUCCGACGGAUUUUAUUCGACUGAACAUCGUCGGUGGAACGAAGCUGUUGUUCGAGUAUCAGGCUGGAACUGGAACACAGAAGGUUUACGUUGAGACCAGCUACCGAUUGAGUGAUGAUCGAUGGCAUUCGGUUAGUGUGGAACGGAAUCGUAAGGAAGCCCGGCUGGUGGUGGACGGAUCGAUUCGAGCGGAAGUGCGGGAACCUCCGGGUCCCGUUCGUGCUCUGUAUCUGACUUCGGAGUUGAUCGUCGGCGCUAGCAUUGACUAUCGGGAUGGUUUUGUUGGCUGUAUUCGAGCGCUGCUGUUGAAUGGCAAUCAAGUUGAUCUACGUGGCUAUGCCGAGCGUAGGUUGUACGGGGUUUCCACGGGUUGUGUGGGUCGAUGUGAGUCGAAUCCUUGCUUGAACAACGGAACCUGUACCGAGCGAUAUGAUAAUUUCGUGUGCGAUUGCCGCUGGAGCGCCUUCAAGGGACCGAUUUGUGCUGAUGAAAUUGGUGUUAACAUGAAAGCUAGCUCGAUGAUCAAGUACGACUUCCAGGGUGCGUUCCGAUCCACACUUCACGAACGUAUCCGAGUGGGCUUCACAACGACAAACCCGAAAGGAUUCUUGCUUGGAUUCUUCUCUAGCCAAUCGAAGGAAUAUCUCACUAUUAUGGUUUCCAAUUCAGGCCAUCUGCGAGUUGUGUUUGACUUCGGUUUUGAACGGCAGGAGUUAAUCUACCCGACGAAACACUUCGGCUUAGGACAGUACCAUGAUGUACGGUUUUCCAGGAAGAACGGUGGCUCGACAGCUGUUUUGGAAAUUGAUGACUACGAACCGCAGGAAUAUCACUUCGAUAUCAAAGAUUCUGCUGACGCUCAGUUCAACAAUAUCGAGUUUAUGUACAUUGGCAAAAACGAAUCGAUGAAGGAUGGAUUUAUUGGAUGUAUAUCGAGGGUAGAGUUCGAUGACAUCUACCCGCUCAAGUUCAUGUUUCAGGAGAACCCUCCACCCAAUGUGAAGUCCUUAGGAACUCCAUUAACGGAAGAUUUCUGCGGUGUAGAACCUGUAACACAUCCGCCGAUAGAGAUUGAAACCAGACCACCACCCAUUGUUGACGCAGAUAAACUUCGAGAUGCCUACGGUCCAGAUACCGCUGUUCUAGGGAGUGUGCUAGCGGUUUUGCUUCUGUUGCUGAUUCUGAUGGCCGUGCUGAUCGGUCGCUACAUGAACCGCCACAAGGGCGAAUAUCUGACGCAGGAAGACAAGGGCGCCGAUAUGGCGUUGGAUCCAGACGAUGCUGUCGUGCAGUCGACGACCGGGCAUCAGGUUACCAAGCGAAAAGAGUGGUUUAUUUAAUGGCCCUUUAUACUUUGAUCCGGACUCACGUCGCGGCUUGGUUUGGCUCGACGAAGAUGGUUACACCGUUUUCGACGAGAGAAAGAAUAAGUGAAUAGAAAAACAAAAUCGACAGUGCGGAUAGAAUAUUGUGUUCGAAAGUAGCGCGACUGUUUUUUAUCUCAACUCUGAAAUAUGCCAAAUUUAUGGUUAUUAUAACUUACAACUCCAUACUUUAAAGCUAAAUAACUAAUAUCAAAGAAAACGUAAGUUAAGUUGACAACGAACGACUCCAUUACUGUUCGCAUCUUCAAAAUGUUCAAGUUGGGUUAGUUAUUUCUGUUCAAUAUUGCUUAGAUUCAAUCUUAAUUUUUGUUCAAUUUUACCAGAGAGAAGAAGAUAAAAAACGCGCGUCUUUAGAAAAACUAAAAUUUGACCUCCAUAAUGUGAAAGGACGAUUUCUAUAGCUACCGAUCACAAAGAGGUGUUAUAGGAUUCGUUU
Uranotaenia lowii is the source of this 4626-nucleotide messenger RNA. It is a transcript of the gene Nrx-IV, whose product is annotated as neurexin-4. The transcript has 11 exons. The record is from RefSeq and is a predicted model, not a curated record. The coding region runs from base 282 to 4145 and encodes 1287 amino acids. Lineage: Eukaryota; Metazoa; Arthropoda; Insecta; Diptera; Culicidae.